GAACUUAUAAUUAGCGUAACUACUUUGUUUGGUUAUAAAUUAUGUUAUCAUUUGGCAACAUUAAUACAGACCGUCAUGUGAGUUUAUAUUGUACUUGGUCUUGUUCAAGUAAUGUCAUUGUCAGAUGUCACACAAAGUGAAUUAAAUACGAACGAUCAGCAAGGUUGCACAAGAACGGGAGGUGAAUGGACGUGAAUUUAAAUUCAUGAUAAAAUAAGCAAAAAAACAAUGUUACUGUAAUGGUUGUGAGUGGUGCGCUCGUGCAAACAUGGCUUACGAUAUCGGGUGGAUCAUCCCGCGCCUGCGAAACCCGGGUCGGCUGUGGUACUGCGCCAGUUCCAUCACGGUGGCAGUGGUUGGUUUGUUCAGCAAGUUAAUUGUAGAGUUCCUCAACAAGACGACGGUGUACAACCGCGAGGCACUGUUGCGCGCCGUCCAGCGGCCGCCCGACGUGCCGCUGCUGACCGUGUCCAACCACCACUCGUGCUUCGACGACCCCGGCCUGUGGGGCGUGCUGGACACGGGUACGCUGCUGCGCGGCGCGCGCAUGCGCUGGUCGCUGGCGGCGCACGACAUCUGCUUCACGAACGCGCUGCACUCCGCAUUCUUCGCGCUCGGGAAGUGCGUGCCCGUCGUGCGCGGCGCUGGAGUCUAUCAGCCGGCGAUGGACUUCUGCGUGGAGCGCCUGGAGCGCGGCGAGUGGGUGCACAUCUUCCCCGAGGGCCGCGUCAACGUGGAGAAGGAGCGCAUCCGCUUCAAGUGGGGCGUGGGCCGCCUCGUGGCCGACAGCGCGGCCCGCGGCUGCGCGCCCGUCGUGCUGCCCGUGUGGCACGAGGGCAUGGACCGCGUGCUGCCCAACACUGAGCCCUACCGCCUGCGCUGCCGCAACCGCCUCUACCUCGCCGUGGGCGAGCCCAUCCGCCUGCACGCCCUGCUCGAUAAGCUGAAGACCGCCAACGCGACGGAGGAGGAGACGCGGCGCGCGAUCACCGAGCGCAUCCAGGACGAGCUGCUCAAGCUGCGCGAGCACGCGCACGCGCUCAUCCGCCGCGCGGUCGGCGCCGACGCCGCGCCGCCCGAGCGCAACCACAACUCGUGCGCCGCCGCCGACAGGCACGGCGCCGACUCGCGCGCCGCCGACUCGCGCCCCGCCGACAGGCGCGCCGACUCGCACGCCGACCGGGACCUGUGAGGCCGCCGCCGGGCGACCGCUCUCCGGUCCCGAGCCGGCUGGACGCUCCGACGGCGGCGCGCGUGCGUCUGCGGGGUUCUAUAAUAAGUUUCUAAAUAGGAGAAUUAAAGUUUUGUACGAACCUUUACAUUGUUAUCGUUUAUGAGUGACGUUUUCAUAUCUCUUGAUUUUAACGUAAAAACUUUACUGCGCACAAGAACUCGGUGUAUCUGGAUAUAAUGUUCGGGUGUUAUACAGUUCUCUUGACGUUCGAUCGAGCCGAGCGAGCUCUUUGAUCUUUCGAUCUUUUGAGUCGUUUGAAAUCUAAUAUAAUAUCCUUUUUUAAAUAGUUUUUAUUCAAAUCUCGUGAUGUUUAAAACGAUCGAUUCGGCCGAUGUGGCCGAGGCAUUUACGUAUUCUCUUGUGAUUGAGGUGAGUUUUACUAUAUCGGUGUGAGGAUCGCGCGCUCUGCUCGAAGCGAACGAUAGCGGUGUCUCUGCUUCGUCGGAUACAUGUCCUCUGGGAAGGCACAACUUAUACAAUUGCACUUAAAUUUAAAUAUUAUAACAUAACUUUUAUCUUAUUGACAAAAUUGGUGCAAUGAACUAUGAGUUAUUAUGCAAUAUAAAGUACUAAGGGAUAUUAGAGUACACUGCGCUUUGUAGCCGUGUCUGUACUAAGUGUUACCAGUAUGAAAUGCCAUUACAAACAUUUUAACUUUGCCGCUCUGAAGCUGCAGCUUGUGCAUGCGGUUGCCGAUUACGUUACGUGGAACCUUACUCUUGUUAAUAGUCUGCACUCGAUGUUUUCUGUUGUUGGUUUUUGUUAUUUUAUUUAUCUCGUUGAAGCUGUUCACUUCAACGGGCUUUUGUUAUUUAUUAUAGUCGCUAAUUAAAAAAAAAAAAAAAACAAAAAAAAAAUUGGUAUUGUGUAGCUAAGAACUAUUUAAAUAAACAAGAAUUUCAUUGAUUCAACUUAUCAUAGUUUUAUUUUCUAACAUCUCACUAGAACUAAUUCUUUUCUUCUUCACAUAUCCGUUUAAAAAUAGACUUUAAGAGAAGAGCUGCCUAAGAGCCGAGUUGAAAUGUUUGUAUCGUAGGAGCGUAACCCGUCUUCUGUGUGUAGUGCGCGUAGUGCGCGUAGUGCGCGUAGUGCGCGUAGUGCUCGGUGUUACUCGUUGGUAUUAAUCGCAAUCAGUAUGAAUAUAUUUAAAGAAUGUUUCAAUAUGAAAAAUCCUAUUUAUUUUUUAAUUUAUAAAUAAUUUUACACAUUAUUAAUUAUAUACAGCACCUACGUUUCAAAUCUUAUAUAAAAUUAAUA
Messenger RNA from Vanessa tameamea, 2491 nucleotides. RefSeq names its product tafazzin (gene Taz). The record is from RefSeq and is a predicted model, not a curated record. The transcript has 5 exons. NCBI's taxonomy places the organism in Eukaryota, Metazoa, Arthropoda, Insecta, Lepidoptera, Nymphalidae. Gene Ontology annotation, molecular function: 1-acylglycerophosphocholine O-acyltransferase activity. Gene Ontology annotation, biological process: inner mitochondrial membrane organization; cardiolipin acyl-chain remodeling. Bases 269 to 1192 code for a protein of 307 amino acids. Gene Ontology annotation, cellular component: mitochondrial membrane.